AUGUUCUCCCCGCUGGCUCUCUUUGACAAUCCCUACCAAGAUGAACGAACCCACACCGCAAGCAACGCCAUCAACGACCACCGCUCCAUGACCUAUCCCGACCGCCUGGCCACCUUCUCCGGCUACUGGGACAACCAUCAGACCGCCGCACGCCAACUCGCCGCCCUGGGCCACAUCUGCGACCGUCCGCCGAUCGAAGCCAUAGAAGAAGGCUCCCAUUGCAUCUCCUGCAACAUCUUCGUCCCCAAAGCCCAAUCCAUCCGCGCCCUGGAAGGUCCCCUCUGCAGAACCACGUCCAACGGCGACAACGCACCCACAAUCCCCAACCUGCACCACCCCAACUGUCUCCGCCUCCAGGUCCGCAUCCCGCUGGAAAACCAAACCGUCCUCACCGGCUCCCUAUCCGGCUACCAUCAUCAUCAUCAGCAUCAUCAUCAUCGUAUACGGAACAAUCACACGACUUCUGGGCAAGACAGCAUCGACAAACGACACCCCCCUUCUUCCCCUCCCCAGCAUCCCAACCCCCAACCUCAGCAGAGUCCCUUCUUCUCCCUCCCCACCGAACUCCGUCUGCAGAUCUACGCCUACAUCCUCCCCCAAAUGGCCCCGACAACGCACAUGCUGCCCCGGACCCGCGAUUCCACAACCCUCACCACCCACAUGGCCUACCAACAAAACCUCUCCUCCUCCUCCUCCUCCUCCCAUUCCCCCUCCACCCUCCCCCUCCUCUCCACCUGCCGCGCAAUCCACACCGAAGCCCUCCCCCUCCUCUUCCCCCCGACAACAACCUACCGCCUCCCCAGCACAAAAGAGGGCUACCUCUUCCUGCGCCACCUCGGCCACGCCGGCCGCCAGCACUUGCACUCCGUCGACGUCGCCUGCGGCCAGCGCGAAGACGCCGUCGCCUUCGCCCUGCUCGCCAGCUGCCCCCGGCUCCGCAAUCUCACGAUCCGCCUGCCCCGCCCGGUGCUCCUCCCGCCGCUGCCGCGCCUGUGGGUCCUCGACGGCGUCGCCUGUCUGCUGGAAUUACACGGCCUGGAGAGCGUGACGUUCGGCCCGUGUGGUGGCAUGUUGCCGGGUCUGGAUGAGAGCAAGGCGGAUGCCGUCCUUUUGAGGGAGAAAUUGAUGAGGCCCCGUGGCCAGGGGAGUGGGAGUGGCGUGCGUUGGGUCGAUGGGUAUCUGGAUCUUUAA
Molecule: messenger RNA, 1191 nt
Organism: Lecanosticta acicola
Lineage: Eukaryota; Fungi; Ascomycota; Dothideomycetes; Mycosphaerellales; Mycosphaerellaceae
Source: the annotation of a GenBank genome assembly